UCUUCUUGACACAUGUGUUCAAUUGUGCGCAGCAGAUACGAUGGAAUGUCACAAUCAGCUGCGUUCUCUCAACAAUAAUUAACCAGUGUCGCAAAAACAUUGCGAAGUGCCGGUUGUGUCAGUUCGAUUCGAAAAAUCUCGCUGCUGAUUGACAAACGCGCGACAUGAAUCGCGUCGUGAGACAGUGGAAGAUGAUUCGUGUUUACGUAGUUUUUGUUGUGACAAUUUUGUGCGUAAACACCGGUUAUUGUUCACACGAAAACAAAGAGGAAAAAGAUGAUUCACCUCUACCGAUAGUGCUCUGGCACGGAAUGGGUGAUAGUUGUUGUUUCUCUUUUAGUCUUGGAAAAAUACAAGAGAUACUUCAGAACGAAUUGCCUGGAGUUUACGUUAAUUCCAUACGUAUUGGAAAUAACGUUAUAGAGGAUGUUGAGAACAGUUAUUUUGGGGAUAUUAAUGAGCAGAUAAAACAUGUGUGCGAACAACUGUCGCAAAAUGCAAAGCUUCAGAAAGGAUAUAAUGCCAUUGGCUUUUCUCAAGGAUCUCAAUUUCUGAGAGCCGUAGCUCAGAGAUGUCCAAAUCCGCCAAUGGUAAAUUUGAUAUCUUUAGGCGGACAGCAUCAAGGUGUCUUUGGCAUACCAAAGUGCUCGGACACAUCGCGACUGUGCAAUUACAUGCGUCGCAUGCUUCAUCACGGCGCGUAUUUAUGGUAUAUUCAGAAGUCAGUAAUUCAAGCUUCUUUUUGGCACGAUCCUUUGAAGGAAGAUGAAUACAAGAAAAAGAAUAUUUUCCUUGCCGAUAUUAAUAAUGAAAAUACUAUCAACGCGGAAUAUAAGAAGAAUCUUCAAAAUCUUCGAACCUUAGUUCUCGUUAAGUUUGAUAAUGACACAAUGGUCGAACCGGUGGAAUCAGAAUGGUUUGGGUUCUACAAGUCUGGACAGACGGAAGAGGUACAGCAGUUGCAGGAAACCGAGUUGUAUCAACAGGACUGGCUCGGAUUGCGCGCGAUGGACAUGGCCGGCAAAAUUCAUUACAUUUCAAUGCCUGGUGAUCACUUGCAGUUCACGAUUGACUGGUUUAUUGAAAAUAUAAUAAAACAAUACUUGAUGUAAUAAAAAAAUAUUUUUUUUUGUUAUGUGAGAAAGAAGAG
Pseudomyrmex gracilis is the source of this 1150-nucleotide messenger RNA. It is a transcript of the gene Ppt1, whose product is annotated as palmitoyl-protein thioesterase 1. Gene Ontology annotation, cellular component: lysosome. Gene Ontology annotation, molecular function: palmitoyl-(protein) hydrolase activity. Lineage: Eukaryota; Metazoa; Arthropoda; Insecta; Hymenoptera; Formicidae. The record is from RefSeq and is a predicted model, not a curated record. Gene Ontology annotation, biological process: receptor-mediated endocytosis; protein depalmitoylation. The transcript is spliced from 7 exons. Bases 165 to 1112 code for a protein of 315 amino acids.